AUGUCUUCCACUACAGAAUCCAGUAACUCCCAAUCCUCGAUUUUCGACCCUCUUUUGAAUGUGCAAUACUCUGCGCCUGGUUUUUGCUUACCGCAUCCCGAUGUUGUCAACCAACUUUGCCAAGACCAAAGCAACCUGAUCUUCUGCCAUGGUGUCACCAUUGUGAAGAUAUCACCUGAAGUUGUCGUCAAGUUUGGUGCUCAUGUCAACAUUAUCGAGGCCAAAACCAUGAUUCAUGUUGCGCAGAAUACAAGAGUUCCUGUGCCCAAAGUUUUCGCAUAUUAUACGUACGGUCCCAUUGAUCGUGAUGCUGGCGAUUACGGAGGCCUUUACGAUACCUACAUCUUCAUAAGUUUGAUUGCUGGCGAAACACUCCACACAGCUUGGGACUCUUUGGGCGUCUCCGCCAAAUCCCAUAUUUCAAGACAAAUUGCAAGCUAUAUCCAGGAGAUCCGCGAUAUAGGGAAUGAUGGCUAUAUUGGCUCCGUAGAUCAUGGCCCUGUCACUGACCGCAGUUUAGCGACCUCUCUUGACAACGGCCCAUUCGAUUCGGAGCAGGACUUUAACACGGCUCUCAUUAACACCUAUCAAAAGAAUGUACCGAAACGCCACAUCAAAAGUUUUCUUAGUGGAAUGCUUUCUCAAUCCCAUCGCAUCUUAUUUACGCAUGGUGAUCUCCGGCCUCAGAAUGUUAUGGUGAAAGAUGGACAUGUGGUCGCCAUUAUAGACUGGGAGCGAAGUGGUUGGUAUCCAGAAUACUGGGAAUUCGCAAAGGCACUACUUAUAUGGGGCUGGCAGAGUGAUUGGACAGACUACCUGAUGCAAAUUCUUCAACCGUAUCACGCUGAAUUUUUCAUACACUCAUUUUUGAUGGAAAAGCUAUUGAUCUAG
Penicillium salamii is the source of this 891-nucleotide messenger RNA. The record is from the annotation of a GenBank genome assembly. Lineage: Eukaryota; Fungi; Ascomycota; Eurotiomycetes; Eurotiales; Aspergillaceae.